Fonsecaea multimorphosa CBS 102226 is the source of this 1335-nucleotide messenger RNA. RefSeq lists its product as uncharacterized. The record is from RefSeq and is a predicted model, not a curated record. NCBI's taxonomy places the organism in Eukaryota, Fungi, Ascomycota, Eurotiomycetes, Chaetothyriales, Herpotrichiellaceae. The transcript is spliced from 4 exons. The coding region runs from base 1 to 1335 and encodes 444 amino acids.
AUGGAAGGCGGCCUCCAGGAUGGGACAAUGCCGCCAAAGGAGGAAUCUGAAGCGUCGACAAAGUCCGAGCCUGGUCAUUAUACGAGCCUGCCAAAAGCUCAGUCUACGCAAUCCGCACUCACGCACUUGGCGCUCGAAAUCUUUCCCAUUCGAAUCGAAGGAAAGGCAAAGACUGCUUGCAGAUACUAUACUGACAUCUAUGCACCUACCACGUUCCGAAGACUUGAGCUCGAGGGUGUUGGAGAGGAUCUCUCCCUUCUCCGCCAUUACAUUCCUCUUAUUCUCAGCAACCACGUGUCGUUUGCUGGCAUGCUGGCAAAUGCCAUGCUGCAAUUCGACUUGAUGGACAGGCCACACCAUGGCCCAUCUCCACAGGCAAAGGGUAUCUACGAUGUAACCAUUCGACUUUUUCGUCAGUACCUGCAGUCGACUACUGAUAAGGUGUCCGAUUUGGUCAUAUGCACAAUGUUGUUUCUAGCGACCUUCGACAAUUUGACACUCAACUAUGACAGUGCCUGGAUCCACUUAAGAGCUAUAGAGGAGGCAAUCGCUCGCAGAGGCGGCCCUCAACGAUUGGAAUUCGACGGCUGGCUUGCGACUGUCACUGACAGCUUCAUCACACACGCAGAAUGCCAUCGAGCGAUCGUCAGUCACCCAGGAACCGCAGCCCCUAAAGUCCGAAGCCUUGACCGCCCUGUCCACCCAUUUUCUCCGGCUCUCUGUGCCCAGAUAGCAAGGCUCCCGCAAGCAUUCGAAGAGUUCUGCAUAAACCAACGCCCAGUGGCCGCUGUGAUCGACGUCCUUUCCGAUAUUGCCGCAUGGGUCGCCGCUGUAAAAGCAACGGCCUCGGAAGACGGAAGAGAGCACUUAUUCGUGGACAGUGCACUGCUGGAAGCAAAUCUUAACAACGCCACGAGAUGCUUUGAAUUGCUUCAGAGUGCCGAUCUACCAUUACAAGACCAAUUGGUCCUGAUGGCCUUGCAAGCUUACUGCUCACUGGUGGACUCUAGCGAGAGGGGACGCUUUUUAAAUCUGGCAUAUCUCCAGAUCCACGCCGGUCUCCUUCCUUCCACCUUCUGCUUCCCCGGCGCCUCUCAUCCACAGAGCCACGAGGCGGAAUGGCUGACCUGGGUAGGCAUGAUGAUGCUUACAAGCUCCCACACCAAUGAUCUCACAUGGUCGUUAGGCAUGAGGAUCUUGGACCACCAAGGGUUGAAACAGAGUUGGAUGCAGAAGAUCAGAAUAUGCGAGAAGUUCUUCUGGAACGAGAGGUUCUCCUAUCAGGUUCUUCGCAAGAAGCACUUCACAUCCAAGAGUCCUAAUACAUUUGGGUGA